Molecule: messenger RNA, 987 nt
Organism: Venustampulla echinocandica
Lineage: Eukaryota; Fungi; Ascomycota; Leotiomycetes; Helotiales; Pleuroascaceae
Exons: 2
Coding region: 1-987 (328 amino acids)
Biological process (GO): carbohydrate metabolic process
Molecular function (GO): hydrolase activity, hydrolyzing O-glycosyl compounds
Source: RefSeq, a predicted model, not a curated record
AUGAAGUUCUCACUCGCCGGCCUCUCGCUGCUGGCCCUGUUCAGCGAAGCCGUGGCUAGUUAUUCCCCCCCCCAGGCACAGCCAGAUGCACGACUUGUUAUGUAUGUUCAAACAUUCAAGCAACCAGAUGGUAAACCGCUGUCGCUACUUCCAAUGCUUCAACACCAGACUAGAGUCACUCACGUCAUAUUGGCCUCAAUGCACUUGCAUGAAGAUCCUGGGCAAAUCAGGUUGAAUGACGAUCCGUUUGACUCGCCCAACUGGGAUACAAUCUGGAAAGAGGUGAAGAUAUUGCAACAGAAUAAUGUAAAAGUUAUGGCGUUGUUGGGAGGUGCUGCUGGGGGAACCUAUAAGAGGUUGAAUGGGACCGAUGAAGAGUUCUAUUCAUACUACCAUCCUCUCCGCGAUCUCCUCCAAAAGUACGACAUAGACGGGCUCGAUGUGGAUAUCGAAGAACAUGUGGAUGUCAGUGUCCCAUUCCGACUAAUGAAUGCCCUGCGCCGGGAUAUGAAACCGGGAUUCCUCAUUACCAUGACACCACUGGCAUCAGCCUUGAGCGAUGAACUUGGGCAAAACCUGUCAAAAUUCUCAUAUUUCGACCUAGAGGCCUUCGCCACGGUUCCCGGGUCUGACGAGAAGCUGAUUGAUUGGUACAACGGGCUGUUCUACGGAGGCUUCGCCAGAGGGCCCCCUUUCUAUCAGUCGAUUGUGGAUGCCGGGUGGGAUCCCUCGAGAGUCGUUAUGGUUGUUCUUGAUUGUGCGGAGGAUGGACAACGGAAUGGGUUUGUCCGUAUUGAUGCUUUACAGAAAACCAUCAGGAACUUGCGGGCGAUGUAUCCGGGAUUCGGUGGGGUGGGUGGCUGGGAAUAUCAUGAUGCUGGGAUGAGCGACGAGGAUGAUGUUUAUGCUCCAUGGUGGUGGGUGAAGAGGAUUGGAGACGCGCUUUUCGAUCCCAUACCAGCCUCCGUAAGGAACGGGGAAUUAUAA